This is a messenger RNA of Ochotona curzoniae (black-lipped pika), 1559 nucleotides long. RefSeq names its product trypsin-like. Bases 681 to 1421 code for a protein of 246 amino acids. Gene Ontology annotation, biological process: proteolysis. Gene Ontology annotation, molecular function: serine-type endopeptidase activity. Lineage: Eukaryota; Metazoa; Chordata; Mammalia; Lagomorpha; Ochotonidae. The transcript is spliced from 5 exons. The record is from RefSeq and is a predicted model, not a curated record.
UACCUGCCACACAUCCUCCUUCUGUCUUAACUGAAUUCUACAUUAACUUCUGCCUUACAGGACAAAGUGGAAGGUGUCAGAUACAUACCAGCAAGGAUGCACAAGCAGAAUAUAAAUUUCAUGAUGGAUUAGAUUCCUUGUAAGAUGUAGAAGAGGAGCCACAGAGUGUGGAGCCCUCAGCUCAAGUCGUCUCAAUAACGCCUCCUAGAAUCAGUGGAGUAGAUUAGGAAGGGUGCAGUAUGGGACUGGAAGUCAGUUUUGGACACUUCGGGAGAGGGAGAUGAGCGGGGACUAUGUUCUUAUUAGGGUUCUUCAUGGAAGGGAAAAGCUUACUUCCAUAUAUUCCUCUCUUCUGUUGUUAAGGGGUCAUCUGCUUGAUGCUAGUUCAGCUCUCCAUGGAAAAGGGAGCUACAGGCCAAAGACUUAUCGUCCCCACAAAAUUCUCGAGGCUAGGGCUGUGGUGGACAGAGUUCCUUACCUUACUUAGCUCAUGGAGACAGUAUCCCGGAAGUUUGCUCUGAACCCCUGACUGGUUAGUUAUGCUGUCCUCAGGCCACUCCCCUCUUUGUUACGCUAGCAUGAUCUCUCUCCCUGAUCACUGUUUCAUCACUCGGUGAUGACCACCAGUGUACUUGGUCUGGUUAUCCCAAUCCAUAGCUGUGGGGUGCAAAAGUGAAGAAAUGGAAAAACUUUCAUGGAGCAGUUGUCUCAAGAGUUGGCAUAUAGUUCACAUUCUACAGGGUGCUGUUCUAUUCUCUAACGAGGAACUGGAGGAAACAGAUAACCUCCUCUACUUAAUGUACCUGAAUUCCAGUUACCAGUCCUGCCUGGGGACUCUGAUUGCCCCGCAGUGGAUUCUGACUGCUGCACAGUGCUUCUUACCAGAUCUUCAGAUUUUCUUUCAUGGUGGUUCUAAAAACAUUAAAAAAUUUUCUGGGGAAAUACUCCCCUAUGAGAAGAUCAUAAUUCACCCAAACUUCACUGCCACUUCCCCUAAAAAUGACCUUAUGCUGAUUAAGUUGUCAGUUUAUCUCUCCUUCUUCUACAACCUGGAAUUUCAAUUGCCUACUUUGGACACACAUGAAGUUAGUAGUUGCUUAAUUCCUACCUGGAUACCAAAUAAAGAAUUUAAUGGAAAUUCAGAGUUAAUCCAGCAUACUGUUAAAACUGUAAGGCAUUCUGAUGCAAACUGCGCCAAAUUGCUGAAAGAGAAAUUCCUCAAAGGCACGUUCUGUGCGGGAUUUCUACUAGGAAACAAAGAAUACUGCCAGGAGUUCAAAGCUGCACCAGCUAUAUGUGGCAGCCAGUUACACGGGAUCAUGUCUUGGGAAACAGGAUGUUCUCUGAGGGGAUACAUCACUGUCUUCACUGAUGUUUACAGUUACCUUCCUUGGAUCAACAGCAUUAUUAACACAUCAUAAACCGACCCAAAGCUCCACGGACACAGUUAACUCGCAACUGAUCAAACACGAUCUAUGGAGAACACAUUGGGUAUCUGGUCCCAACCUUUGUGAGGGCCUAGGUUAACUGAAACUUCAACAGAAAUUGUGGCUAACUAU